Messenger RNA from Zootermopsis nevadensis, 6156 nucleotides. Its product is annotated as proteasome activator complex subunit 4B. NCBI's taxonomy places the organism in Eukaryota, Metazoa, Arthropoda, Insecta, Blattodea, Termopsidae. Gene Ontology annotation, molecular function: peptidase activator activity; proteasome binding. Gene Ontology annotation, cellular component: nucleus; cytosol. The record is from RefSeq and is a predicted model, not a curated record. Gene Ontology annotation, biological process: proteasomal ubiquitin-independent protein catabolic process.
AACCCAGUUGAUUAUCGCAAGUCAACUUUCAUGUCAUCUUUGAUAUCUACUUAGAAAACAAAAUGGCUCCAUUGUAAUGACUCUCAUUAAAAUAGGAGUGAAAGAGCAAGUUGUUACAGUGAUGUAAUAGUAUUCAAUUUUGCAUGUCAGUAAAUACAAUCAGAAUAAUCAAGCUAAGCAAGUGUUUGCGUAUUCAUUUGACGAAGUCAUCAUGGGCGAAAACGACAGAGAAAAUAUCAGUGGACGUAUCAAGAGGUUGGGAUUUAAGCCUCAAAGAGAAAUUGUGUAUUGUAAACUUUUACCUUAUGCGAAUCAACUUGAUGAAGAAUCAGUUCGCAUGUUGUCGGAAAUUAAAGCUAACUUGGGAAGAGCAGUGAUGAUGAGAGAAAUGCGACCAGGAUGUGGAAUGUGGACAGCUAGAUUAUCUAAGUAUGUGAAGUUGUAUGGGAUGAAGUUUUCUAAAGAGGACCACCUGAACUUCAUUCAUCUGAUGUAUCAGUUAGUCACAAUUCCUAACUUGGAGCCAUGGCUGGUCAGCAAAUUCAGUCUGGCAUUGAUUAUUCUUCUGAAGAAAAAGGAGCUGAUUUCUCCAGAGGAACUGGAGCUCCCUUGGAGACCUCUGUAUGACCUCUGUAAGCGGAUCAUGUCCACCGGUCCCGUGGCUGUCGGCAUGUACCGCUGCUUCUCGUCUCUAGAUGGCACCCUGAACAAACUAGUACACGCUGCCAGACACUAUUUCCCUGCCUCAGCCACUCAGGAGAUACUGGACUUGUUCCGACCCCAGCUAUGCCCCUUUGACUCGGGCUCAAUAUGCACUGCACUGGAAAUGCUAGAGUGGUUUCUCCCCAUUGCACUGUCUCCUGAAAAGAGCUGCCUGGGGCACCAGCUAUGGUUUCAUGAGUUUAUGAAUUUGUGGGAGGUGUGCCACAAUGCACCUGCCUGGGAAGGGGCCAUGAUGUGGCUCAUGGCACGGCUGGCAUGGUGGAACAUUGGCUACAUUGACUGGGAGCCACACAUCCCGGUGAUGUUCACCAGGUUCUUGCGCAGUCUCAAUCUCCCUGUCUCUUACAAGAACAUGCAGUCUUCCAAACAUCACAAACUGGACACUUCAGCCAUAGCACUCUGGAUCGUGUCUGUGUUGGGAGGUGGCAGCUCUGCCCAGAAGUACCUGGACAAGUUCAUGAAAGCCAUUGAGUCAUACUUCCACCCCGCCAACUUUGGACGUUGGUUGGUGAAGCUCAAGGAUGUGCUAUGCAAACUGCCAUUUUAUUUCGUCCAGCGACUGCACACAGAGCGGUACAAGAAGCUGACUUGGGAGACGCCCAUACCAGAUAGUCACAGACUCACGGAGGAGGACAUCACUAACUUUGUGGAGUCCAUCAAACCUGUUGCUAUGCAAGCCAUGUUCUCCAAGAUGGGUCUUGUAGAAGUGAGCCAGGCAUUGCAGCAUCUGGCAACACUGCGUCCAGCCAUCAUCAUCCCUCAGAUAAUUGAUAGGAUGUACUCCAGCUUGGAGGUGCUAACAGAGCCCCACAAGCUUACGGCAGCCAUGCAGUGCAUGGUCGCAGUGGCACGUCCGAUGGUGCAGGGUGGUAGUUAUAAGGAAGGAUCAACUCACGUCAUUCCGUUGCUCAUGUCGACACUGCCGGGAAUAGACCCAAAUGACAUCAAGAAGUGCUUUGUCACAUUCCAGUUCAUCUCCACAUUUGCAACGUUGGUCCCCAUUGUGGACUGCUCGUCUGCCUCGAAGUACUGGAACAGUCUGACAGAGGAAGAGGAGACAAUCUGCCUGGCCACAGCAGACUUUGAAGACUUUGUGCUGCAGUUUCUGGACCGCUGCUUUGCGCUCAUCGAGAGCAGUUCCAUGGAAGUGACUCGGUUGGAGCGUGAGGAGGACAAGCGGAGCAAACUGGAAAAUAUGGCGGAGGGAGCGCUGUCUUCCACCUGUACUUCUGUGCUCAUGCAGACCUCAUCUCACAUCUUCAAGUCAGCCCUAAAGAAGCUUCACUCCUUUGUGACUGGACACAUCCUUGAGACAAAGGUUGCAGGACACUUUAUGGCAACAGUGGUUCGUUCAUUUGCCAAGGUGAACCCUGAGGAGACACUGCGAGUGCUGGUGCCACACCUGUGUGACACUGUGCUCGCUCUGGUGGAAAGUGAUGAUGUUCUGCAGGAGGACAUCCUUGACAAUGAGCUGCUGUACAACCUGCUGCUACUAUCUGAAGUGGUCGACUGCCGUGGCAGUGCUCUGCUGCCCUAUGUGGCCACGCUGCAGCAGGUGAUGGACCGUACGCUGCAUCUGACGUGUCGUGAGGGGUACCUGUCUUCAAGCUGUAUCCUGCGUCAUGUCUUGUCCAGCCUGACAUCUGUAACUCCAGUAGACUACCGCAGCAUUGCCGGAUCCUUCGAUCGGCCCGUCAAGGAUUACCUGCCCAUAAAGGACUGGGGAAAGCCGGGCAACCCUUACAGCAUGCAGCUAAAGUGGUAUGUGCCAGGUAACAAUGAAGUUGCUUGUGUGCAGUCACUCAUCAGUAGGUAUCUGCCUCCUGAGCUGCAGCGUGUUGAGAAAUUCAUCAGCGAUGAGCUUCAGCUAACCAGGGAGGAGCUGCAUUGUAGCCUGGGCAUUGUGAUUGCUGUGCUGGGUUGCCGCUCCAUGCUGCCUGUGUGGGAUGAGCUGCCUGUCAAGCUGAUUGAGAGUAGCUUGGCCGUCACUCCAUUUGUACCAAGUCUUGAUGUUGGGGCGGGGAAUGUCACAAUGCCAGAUGGUAGCAAUGUACGAAAAAAGGUAGCAGACACAGUAAACCAGCUGCAAGAGAAGCUGCUGCUUACUAGGGAGGAUGACACCAAGUCUUUCUUUAGUCUCAUCGUGCUAUGGGAGUACCUGCUUAUCGACCGCUUUGGUUCUAAGAGCAGCUACGAGAUGCACUGGAAGAACUUCCGCGUUGUAAAAAAAGUUCUCGAAAAUAAGCUUGUUGGACAGAAGCAGCACCUGCGUGCCCUCCUCAUAGACCGGACCAUGUUGCAGCACGAGUCCCUGCUAGAGCGAGGCAGCAUGUGUCUCACCCCAACUCACUGCCAGAUCAUGCUGAGCCUCCUGAAACUCAGCUCCAGUCAUUACAGUGAGGUGCGUUCUCGGGCCCAAGUGAAGCUCUUCACGGCGCUUGAUCAGUUCUCCUACUCCUACACAGUGCUCAUCCCUCACUUGCUAACGAACCUGCGGCAGGAUUCAAACCAGUUCCACGAGCAGUUCAAGGGUACACUGUAUGUGCUGCUCGGUCCAAGGCAGAACCCCCUGGUGACCCGGCACAACUGGGAGAUGUUGUUAAACCUCUGGCCUGCCAUUGUCUGCUCAAAGCCCUCGGAGAAGUUGUCUGUCAUCCGUCUGAUGGAGAAUAUCGUGGAGACGGUUCACAAGCACUUCCCCACAAUCACUAUCAGCCUUCAGAUACCAGAUCCGUGCCUUGACGCAGCUCGCAGGCUUUGGAAGUCAGAUCCAGCUCCCUGCUUCCCAGUCGUGUCAGAAGAGGAGGUUGCUGUUGGCUCACAGCAGCUGGAAGACAGGAACCAUUACAAUUUAGAUCAGUACCAAGCUCUGCUGAGCUCCCUAAUUGAUGCCAUGGAGCAUGAAAACUUGCACUGGCGCUACCAUGCGAUGGCGCUAAGUUUUCUGAGGGAUCUUGUUCAUCCUGACCUGGCUUAUCCUGCAAGGAUUGUGCGUUAUUUUUUGCUCACACUCAUACAUGACUCCCUGGAGCUAAGGAAGAUUGCUAUCCGCAGCACAGUAUUUCUGCUCAAGCAGCAAAAACGUUCCCACAAGAAGAUUUCUGUAGAUCCAUUGAGUUUCUCAGAGGGUAAGAGGGCUGAAGGCCCUGGGGAACGUGCUGACAACAUGUGGGUGCAGUACUGCAGUGAGACCCGGCCCCUGACAGCUGAAGAAUGGGACACUCCCCGCUACAUUCACAAGCCAUAUCAUGGCUUCUACUGUUGGCCUAAACAACUACAAGUUUAUGCUCCUUCUGGGGAUCAGCCGGCACUGGACCGGAAGCUUAAUGAGCUGACAGAUGCAGAGAAAGAGGUCUUCUUGUUUUUCUCAGACCAGAACAAUGUUGACCGGCUGAUUGAAUUCCUUGCCCUUGAAGAGAAGAAAGGCAAAGACAAAUUCAAUGGCUUUCGCUUCAUCAUGUUCAAGGGCCUUUUCCGAAACCACGGAGACGUGCACCUCAAGUACUUCCUACCUCACCUGGAGCGCCUGGUAACAGACAAACAUGAGAGUAGCCAGCGCUGUGCUGCAGAAGUCAUUGCCGGAAUGAUCCGGGGGGCCAAGCACUGGCCCUUCCACAAGGUAUCUGCUCUGUGGGAAUCAUUGACGCCCAUCAUCCGUCUUGCAUUGCUCAACAUUACUGUGGAGACCGUCACAGACUGGGGCAUAUGCUUUGCCACUGCAGCGGAGAACAGGGACCCAAACCGACAUCAUUGGUUGCUGGAGUUGCUGGUGGAAGAGCCCCUGCGUGAUGAGGCCUCCUUCAUUGAGUGUGGGCGACUGUACGCGCUACAAGGUGCUCUGAAUCAGCAAGUGUGGCGUGUCUCAGAGUUAUUCCACCGGUUGCUGAAUUACUUGAAACCGUUCCUCACGCAUUCAUUCCAGAACGUUCGUGAAAGGCUGGGAAGUGUCAUAUCAAAUAUCUUUGAGCCUGACAUUGUGUUGCAUGAUGGGAACUGCACUUCCUCUCCUCAUAUCGCCGCUUUUGUGUCAGAACUUAUGCCCAGGCUCGCUGUGCUGUAUGAGAUAGGACCCGAGGCCGUGCAGUGUUCCGGCAACCACAUCAUCGUGAGAAAGAACUCGAGUAGGGAGGUCGCUGGCGCGGCGGCAGACGCGUCACAGAAGAUUCAGGCGAACAGCGAGGAGCGCGACAUGGCGAUUCGAUUGCUGAAGACAGUUUGCAAGUGGGUGACCGGGAGCGUCGCACGAGUGCAGUACGCGACGACCGCCGAAUACUACGAGUUCUUCCCCCUUGUGUGCCUCAUGUCCAACUAUGAGGCAGAUGAGGAACUGAGCAAGACCUGCAUCACUAUGUUGGCACUGAUGGGGCAGGCUCUCACCUUACCACAACACAUCCCAGUUGUGCUGCGUUCUGUCAGCAAGGUGUCUGAGAGUGCGUCGUGGUGGGCGAGAUCAUCCUGUGUGGAGUUCUUGCAGGUGUUUGUGUUUCACAACAUGGCCACUGUCCUCAGCAAACAAGUCUGGGCUCAUGAGGUGGUGGACAUUGUGCUGCGGCUGCUGGAAGAUGACUGGCUCGAAGUGCGUGAGAAAGCAUCACAGGUGCUGGGAGGCUUACUGCACUGCAACUUCAUUGAGUCACCGGAUGACCUCAUUGAGAGGUUUAAGCUGAAGUCAAAGACAAGGCUAAAGAAGAAACAUGCACUGGACACGAUUACGCUGCAGUCGCUCAAGCUGCGUCACUCGGGAAUUCUAGGACUCUGUGCCUUCAUCAACGCCUACCCAUAUGAUGUGCCCGAGUUUGUGCCAGAUAUGUUCCUGCUCCUGGGAGACCACCUCAAUGACCCACAGCCCAUACCAUCCACCAUCAGGAAGACGCUUGGUGACUUCAAGCGAACACAUCAUGACAGCUGGGAACAGCACAGUCUGAAGUUCACAGAGCAACAGUUGGCAGUCCUGCAAGAUCUCACCAUCCCACCUACGUACUAUGCUUAAAAAUGCCUUUGUAGUAAUGUGUCUUAUUCUGGUUUGAUAGGUCAUCUCCUGUCUUCACUGUUCUGAGGUUGACAGCUUCUGAACAAAUACAGUUUAAUGAAUUUAUGUAAAGGGCUGUUUUUACAUGUGAUAAAUUACAUUAAUGUGGGAAACUUUAUGAUUGUUCAUUUGGAAAUUUAAAUUUAAGCACACAUUAGCUGCAUUCAUAGCACAGGUGUUCUUUUUGGGAUUUGAGUAUGUGACAUUAAAAGUAAAUUUGGGAACUUCACAAUUGCAUCAUAUCAUAUUCCCAUUAAUGGGUACAUCUUUCCAGCUUUGUGUAAGAGUAAUUAAUGCAUGUUAGGGUGUACCCAUUGAAAUUUCAGAAACAGAUUGCAUAAACUAUAUUCUAAUCUUGCAUUAAACGUGACCACAAAAUAAACAAACUUCUGUAUUCUAUUGUA